Nycticebus coucang (slow loris) is the source of this 6012-nucleotide messenger RNA. It is a transcript of the gene ACTR8, whose product is annotated as actin related protein 8. The record is from RefSeq and is a predicted model, not a curated record. Bases 60 to 1934 code for a protein of 624 amino acids. Gene Ontology annotation, biological process: double-strand break repair; regulation of DNA-templated transcription. The transcript has 15 exons. Gene Ontology annotation, cellular component: Ino80 complex. Lineage: Eukaryota; Metazoa; Chordata; Mammalia; Primates; Lorisidae.
CGGGGAGGAUUCCGCGGGGCGGUCGCCGGGAGGUGCGGAAGCUAGAAGCUGCGGCUAAGAUGACCCAGGCCGAGAAGGGGGACGCGGAGAACGGGAAAGAGAAGGGCGGGGAGAAGGAGAAGGAGCAGCGCGGCGUGAAGCGGCCCAUCGUGCCCGCGCUGGUGCCGGAGUCGCUGCAGGAGCAAAUUCAGAGCAACUUCAUCGUUGUCAUACAUCCAGGUUCAACAACACUAAGGAUUGGUCGGGCCACUGACACACUUCCUGUCAGCGUUCCUCAUGUCAUUGCACGAAGACACAAACAACAAGGGCAGCCUCUGUACAAGGACAGUUGGCUCCUAAGGGAGGGUCUAAAUAAACCUGAAAGUAAUGAACAAAGACAAAAUGGUCUUAAAAUGGUGGAUCAAGCAAUAUGGUCUAAAAAGAUGUCAAAUGGUACAAGAAGGAUUCCUGUGUCCCCUGAACAGACACGUGCCUACAAUAAGCAGAUGCGACCUGCAAUUUUAGAUCACUGUUCUGGAAAUAAGUGGACAAACACAUCUCAUCACCCUGAGUAUUUGGUAGGAGAAGAGGCCUUGUAUGUUAAUCCACUGGACUGUUACAAUAUUCACUGGCCUAUCAGGAGAGGUCAGUUAAACAUUCACUCAGGCCCUGGGGGCUCCCUUACAGCUGUUCUGGCAGAUAUUGAAGUAAUAUGGUCUCAUGCAAUACAAAAAUACCUAGAAAUCCCACUGAAAGAUUUGAAGUAUUAUAGAUGUAUCUUGCUAAUUCCUGAUAUCUAUAAUAAACAGCAUGUGAAGGAACUAGUGAACAUGAUACUAAUGAAGAUGGGUUUUUCAGGAAUUGUGGUCCAUCAGGAGUCUGUGUGUGCCACCUUUGGAAGUGGCUUAAGCAGCACUUGUAUUGUAGACGUUGGGGACCAGAAGACAAGUGUCUGCUGUGUGGAGGAUGGAGUGUCUCAUCGAAACACUCGGCUCUGUCUGGCAUAUGGGGGAUCUGAUGUGUCAAGAUGUUUUUACUGGCUAAUGCAGCGAGCUGGGUUCCCUUACAGAGAAUGCCAGUUAACGAAUAAAAUGGAUUGCCUUCUUCUGCAGCACCUCAAAGAAACUUUUUGUCAUUUAGAUCAGGACAUCUCUGGGCUUCAGGACCAUGAGUUUCAGAUUCGACAUCCAGAUUCUCCUGCCCUUCUUUACCAGUUUCGAUUAGGAGAUGAAAAACUCCAGGCUCCAAUGGCUUUGUUUUAUCCAGCAACUUUUGGAAUUGUUGGACAGAAGAUGACGACUUUGCAGCACAGAUCCCAGGGUGACCCUGAGGACCCUCACGAUGAACAGUACCUUCUGGCCACGCAGAGCAAGCAAGAACAGUCUGCAAAAGCUACUGCUGAUCGGAAGUCUGCAUCCAAACCUAUUGGAUUUGAAGGCGAUCUUCGUGGCCAGUCCUCUGAUCUUCCAGAAAGACUCCAUUCGCAGGAGGUGGAUUUGGGGUCUUCCCAGGGAGACUGCCUGAUGGCUGGCAAUGACUCUGAGGAGGCCCUCACUGCACUGAUGUCCAGGAAGACUGCCAUCUCACUGUUUGAAGGAAAAGCCCUGGGCCUGGAUAAAGCCAUCCUUCACAGCAUAGACUGCUGUUCAUCUGAUGAUACCAAAAAGAAGAUGUACAGCUCCAUCCUAGUGGUGGGCGGUGGUUUGAUGUUUCAUAAAGCUCAAGAAUUUCUGCAGCACAGAAUUCUCAAUAAAAUGCCACCUUCUUUCAGGCGUAUUAUUGAAAACGUGGAUGUGAUCACAAGGCCUAAGGACAUGGAUCCCAGGCUGAUUGCAUGGAAAGGAGGGGCAGUGUUGGCUUGUUUGGAUACAACACAGGAGCUGUGGAUCUACCAGCGAGAGUGGCAGCGCUUUGGCGUCCGCAUGUUACGAGAGCGGGCUGCUUUCGUGUGGUGAGACGGGACCAAAGUCACCGCUGAAGACCAGAAACAAGCUUCUUGGUACCAUCACACACGUUGCUGAUGUCAUUGGAAAGAAGGAAGAUUACUUUAUCUGCUGCUUUCUUCUGAGUGAGAACGUCCGCUGAGCACCAGGGACCUUGUUACUGCCUGAUGGGAGAAACACGCAUCACCUGAAGCACACUGACCCUUAAACCUCAAAGAUCAGUGCUCUUAUUCAAUCCUUAUCUUUUCAGAUAAAUUCAAAGAAACUAUUUAGGUUUAAGGUACUUGGUUUGAGGUUGGUAGUUACAAAUUCCGUAUUUUUAAUGGUCUAUAUAAACAGGGCCACCGGACCUCUACACUUGAUGUCAUUCAUACUUUGCGAUAACUCAGUUAUUUGUACCAUCUUCACCUGCAGGUGGCCGUUUCUUUAUAGUCCUGUAAAGUUAAAUGGUGCCCCAUUUCAGCCCCUGAAACUUACCUCAAAUUCUGCCCUGUACAGUGCUAUAAAAUAGAAAUUCUAUAUGAAACUUCUAUAAAUAAUACAGGUCAAACAGCAUUCCCUAAAAGUAUUCCUGAGUUAAAAGUGCCACCUGGCUUUCUUAGCUUAGAAAGAAUGUGGAAUUAAUCUUGCUCUGUCUACACGAUCACAAAUGACUCAAGAGUGUAUUUAUAAAAUUCCUUUACUACAUGUAUAGAAAGAAAAAUGAGAAGUUUGUGAUGGGUCUGCCUCUAGCUGUUUAUCCAUGUAAAUACUGAUUUCUAUAUUCAAAUACUUAAUAUUACAGAGUUGGCCAAGACUAACUAUGAGAGCAGAGUUGAUGCUCGCACAAUGCAGGGGUUAGGAGUGCCAGCCCCUGUGCAGUUGAAAAUCCACGUAUAACUUCUAACUCCCCCCAAACUUGUUGACUCAUGGAUAACAACAGAGUUACUAACACACACACUUUGUAUAUAACGUGUAUUAUAUGCUGUAUUCUUUUUUUUUUUUUUUUUUGUGGUUUUUGGCCGGGGCUGGGUUUGAACCCGCCACCUCCGGCAUACGGGACUGGCGCUCUACUUCUUGAGCCACAGGCACCACCCUAUAUGCUGUAUUCUUAAGAUAGCUAGGGAAAAAUGUUCUUAAAAUCAUAAGGAAGACAAAAUACAUUGACUAUUAGGUGGGAGUGAGUCAUCAGUAAGGUCUUUAUCCUCAUCACCACGUAGAGUAAGCUGAGGAAGAGACAGGAGGGGCUGGCCUGGUGUCUGGGGGGGGGCAGAGGCAGAAGAGGUGGGGAAGGCCGAGCGGGGCGCAGGGGCAGAUACGCCGAGUGGAGCUUUCCGGGAACGCAUCGUAAUUGCUGACCUUUGUAAUUUCUCUAGAAAUGUUUCUCUGUGAAACUAAUCCUUCUACCAUGUUCUUUAGUUUCAGUUCCCGUAUCGUAGAAGGACCAUAUUGUAAAAGAAGUCAAAAGCAGUCUUGAGUAAUUGGAACCUUCUGCCAGACUGUCUAAUGUUCGUUUUCUCACUGCUUCCCUGUCGUCUCGUCUGGCACUGGUUCAGAAGUCCUCAUCUCCAUCAAGUCGUCCUCUGUUAAUUCCUCUGGUGUGGUGUCUGUAAGCUUUUAAAUUUCUCCCAAGAUCCACAUCCUGAAAUACUUCGCUCCUCUGCCCCCACGUCUUUUGCCACAUCCACAAGUCCUUUCACGAGUUCCUUGAUUGGCUCUGUCAUAAUUCCUAUAAAGUUGUGCACAACAUCUGGACCGUUUUCCUCAGCAGGAAUUUAUUGUUUUUAGCAUUCACAGCUUCUUCUAUGAUAUAGCAACAGCGGCGUUUUAAUGGUGUGAUCGUUCCAGAUCUUCACGAUGUUUUGGGGGGAUUCUCUUCUGUUAUGUUGACAGUCCUUUUCAGAGUACUAUGUGUAAGGAGCUUUAAAGGUUCUUUAUGACCUCCUGAUCUAGAGGCUGAAUUAGAAACACUGUCUUUGCAGGCAAGACGACUUUGAUGCUUUUGGGGUUGAACUCAUGGGAUUCUGGGUAGCCAGGGGCAUUUUCCAAUAUCAAAAGAACUUUAAAAGGCAGUCCCCUUUACUGGCAAGGUACUCUCUGGGACAACAGGGACAAAGCAUCAAUGGAACCAAUCCAGAAAAGGGGUUUUUGUGGUCCAGGCUUGGUAGCACAGAAGACUGGCAGUGGGUGUUUUAAUCUUUUCCCUUCGAGGGUUGGGAUUAACGGCUUUAUGGAUACAGGCAGUCCUGAUCAUAAACCUGACUGCCUUUUGCACAACAGCAGAGUUUAGUCUGUUCCUUCCGCCUUAAAUCCUGUGCUCGCUUGUCUUCCAUACUAGUAAAUGUUCUUUGUGGCUCCCCUCUACUCCCCCUGCCCCCAGAAUAGGUGACUUUGAUCUGCAUUAAAAACCUGUUCAGGCAGCUAGUCUUUCUCCUCACUGAUUUUUCCUAAUGCAGUCUAGGAACUUGUCUGUUGCCCCUUGGUUGGCAGAGACUGCUUUUCCUGCUACCUAGAGUUAUUUUUUUAGUCAGACUUCUUGCUAAAAUUAUCAAAUAUUGGGCGGCGCCUGUGGCUCAGUGGGUAGGGCGCUGGCCCCAUAUACUGAGGGUGACGGGUUUGAACCUGGCCCCAGCCAGCUAAAACAGCAGUGGCAACUGCAACAAAAAUAGCCGGGCGUUGUGGUGCGCGCCUGUAGUCCCAGCAACUCGGGAGGCUGAGGCGAGAAUCACCCUAGCCCAAGAGCUGGAGAUUGCUGUGAGCUGUGACGCCAUGGCAUUCUACUGAGGGCAACAAAGUGAGACUCUGUCUCAAAAAAAAAAUUAUCAAAUAUCCUUUGCUGGCAUUAAAUUCUUCAAUUUUAGAACCUUCGCCUUCCUUUCGCCUAAAGUUGUCUUAUAAUGAAUGACUUUGCUGAUUCUCAAAUCAUAACAGAAUCUAUAGGUAUGUUUUUCUUACAGUAAUCCUGCAUCCACAUAAAAGCUUCAUUUUCAAUACCAGAUAAAAAGGUAUUUAACAGAAAGUGCAAGAUGUUCAUUCAUACUUGCUGGCGCCACAGCUUCACUAAUUUCUUUUUUAUUUCCCCUUUUAUUCUUAACAGUGGUUGUUAUUUAUGCUGUAUUAUCUUGACGUGGCAGGCAACUGCAGCUGCAGACCUUAACCUGCAGUUACAUAUUAAGCAAUUCACCUUUUUCUUAUAAUGUCAUACUUUUCUCUGCUUGUUGGGAGCACUUCUAGAAAUCACUAGUGGCACUUGGCACAGGUCCUGGUGUUAUUCAACAUUUACAGUAGUGCACUGAACAGGAAAAACACGUGUGAAUUUUACUGCGAAUACGUAAUUUGCUGGAGAGACAAACUGUUCAUUUGGCGAUGAUUAGCCUCCCACGGGGUUUGAAGCUGAUGCGCACAACGCUUGAGGCUCACUGCAAUAGCAACAGGAGGCGGCUGUGAAAGUAUUACAGUCGUAUAGUAUGGAAAGCAGUAAAUUUUAUGCAGUUAUGAUUUAAUUCUGCACCUUUAUUUACUUUUCUCUCAAUUGUGAAUGGCCCGAUAAACUUUGGCUUUUUAUAAUAGACUUGUGUGUAUUUUAUGGUAGUAAAUGAUAAAAUAGAUGAGUAUCUAUAAUACAUGUAUUUUAUGCAUUCUUGACACACCUACCCUUUUGCAACUCUAAAAAACUUUGAUAGAUUUACUAAAAAAAAAGGUCACAUGUACGUGUACCUACAUGGUUCAAACUUGUGCUAUUCGGGGUUCAACUCUAUAUGAAUCUAAGUGAAUGUUUUCCUUAGGCCUCAGAAAAACUAUUUAUAGAAAUUAGGAACUAGCAAGGAGUGCCUGUAUCAGGGAAAAUGCAGUUUAUCAUCGUUCAUCUUUUGCUCCUUUCAAUACUUGUAGUUGCCUCCCUGGUAUUCACCAGACCCGGAAGUCCUGACUAUGCUUUACCCUGGCAGAUGUACUCCAGCUGUGACCCUGGAGUCUCUGUAGGAACACUGUAAAGCAUUAAAAACAUGCUUCCAGCUCUGGGAAAUGCCAGCAUGUGAUUGCCGCUAGAGGAACUUGCUUUAAAAAAAAGUUAAAAUGUUAUUUCCUCAUUAGGUUAUCUUUAAAAACUCAU